Molecule: messenger RNA, 858 nt
Organism: Pelobates fuscus (common spadefoot toad)
Lineage: Eukaryota; Metazoa; Chordata; Amphibia; Anura; Pelobatidae
Gene: FKBP3
Product: FKBP prolyl isomerase 3
Exons: 7
Coding region: 89-766 (225 amino acids)
Molecular function (GO): peptidyl-prolyl cis-trans isomerase activity
Source: RefSeq, a predicted model, not a curated record
AGAUGGCGGCCUGCGCGCAGUCACGUGGUGUGUGCGCGGGGAGGUUCUGAUCUGAUAAAGUGUGAGCCGUGAGGGUUAAUAAAGUGUCAUGGCGGCCCCCGGGGAGCCCGCUCGGCCCUGGACUGAGGAGCAGCUGCACAGCGAUGACCUGCCCAAGAAAGACAUCAUUACCUUCCUGCAAGACAGCGCCUCCGACUCGUUUCUUUCAGAAUAUAAACUACAUGGGAACAUAAAGAAUGUAGCCAAAACUGCAAAGAAAGAUCACCUGGUUGCUGCUUUUAAUAAACUUUUUGAGACUAAGCGUUUCAAAGGCAUUGAUGCGCAGGACAACUUGGCAAAAGACGUGAAAGCUCUUAAAGUAGACGAUGAAAAGGUCAAAGAAACAAAACCAGAAGAGAUAGUAGACGAGGGUCCUCCCAAAUAUACCAAAUCUAUCCUCAAAAAGGGAGAUAAAGUUAAUGUCCCUAAGAAAGGAGACACCGUACACUGUUGGUACACUGGGACCUUGGAGGAUGGCACUGUGUUUGACUCAAAUAUCCAGACAAGCGCUAAGAAGAAGAAAGCUGCUAAACCUCUGAGUUUUAAAGUUGGAAUUGGCAAAGUCAUUCGAGGAUGGGAUGAAGCUCUCCUUACAAUGACCAAGGGCGAGAAAGCCAAACUCGAAAUCCAGCCAGAAUGGGCCUACGGCAAAAAAGGAAUGCCUGAUGCAAAAAUCCCACCUAAUGCGACGCUAUUCUUUGAAGUGGAGCUGGUGGAUAUAGAAUGAGCAUUUCUGUGAGAAAUACAUGACUAAGUUUGAUUUCCUCAUGUUCCUUAUUCUGGCCAAAAACUGUAAAUAAAACUACACGUGACCUGUGA